Messenger RNA from Monascus purpureus, 984 nucleotides. The record is from the annotation of a GenBank genome assembly. Lineage: Eukaryota; Fungi; Ascomycota; Eurotiomycetes; Eurotiales; Aspergillaceae.
AUGACCCUAUCACCUCGCAGGCAAAAUGCAGUCAGCCUGAUACUCGCCCAAGGAUCUCCUUCCCCUGUUGCGGUGACGCGGCAGACAAUAAUUGAACAGGCAAGCGAGAUAUUCGGGAAGCAGCUUCUACAACCAUGGAAUCGUCAGAGGACCCCCCUGAGGUUGAAGAAAAAGUUUCUGGAAACUCGUGCUUUAGUUUCAAGUUCGACUUCAAGAAUCUUCCUGGACCAUGGAGGAUUCCAAGCUUGGCUUGCCUAUUUUCUUGCAACAGAAGGCAAGGCUCAUUUUAAAGGCCGUCACGACAGACUGUCUGUGCUCGCCGUAUUCACGAGGUUGACGUCAGAUGAGCAAGCGAACGUCGCCAGGAGGGUAGCGGAUCUCCACGCAGUACCCAGCUCAACCGGGAUAACUUCGCCAAAAGACGGACUGGCCGAUUCCCUCCCAAUUGCCGACAAUGGGUCCUUGCAACAUAUCAUUCUCGAAAAGGCUUCAGUCGAAGGUCUUGUGGAUGUUUUUGGCCCUUACCUCUGUGGCGCAAUAAGAAGGGACACAGUUGAUAACGGAGCAUCACUCAAAGCUGCCGUUACCAUGGACUUCCCCUUUGAUGGAUUGGUAGAUUGCCUCAUGAGCUUGGCUAUCCACCAGAAUAAAGUCGAAUACCUGGCGUUCGCCCUGUUCAACGUACAUGUGGAAUCAGAGGGCCGGGUUCGUUACGUGAUGUUGAACGAAGGAGCCAAGUUGAUACCCAACCCAGAAAUGACGUUGAAAGGGGCACGAGAUGACGCGAUUCUUCGUAUACUCGGCGUGGAGAUUCACGAGGCGAUCAAAACCAGUCGUAUGCGCAAGAAGGAGCUAGAAGAGGGCAAUCUCGUGACGGAAUGCGUAUCCAUGAUAUUUACGGACAGAUCAGAUGAAGGAGCUGUGAUCAAUUUGUCCUUGGGACUGAAAGGUGGCGCUCAAAUACAGAACAAGUUAUAUACAUAG